Messenger RNA from Pteronotus mesoamericanus, 1291 nucleotides. It is a transcript of the gene CBY1, whose product is annotated as chibby 1, beta catenin antagonist. The record is from RefSeq and is a predicted model, not a curated record. The transcript is spliced from 5 exons. The coding region runs from base 207 to 638 and encodes 143 amino acids. NCBI's taxonomy places the organism in Eukaryota, Metazoa, Chordata, Mammalia, Chiroptera, Mormoopidae.
UGGCUCUGAAGCCUGGGCGACGCGGAUCCCUUUGAGAAUCCGAAGAAAGCCGAAGACUCAUCUUCAUGUUAGAUUAAAAUAAGAUAACGUAGUUUAUGGCCCACUGCAAACUGUAAUGCACUGCACAACGAUGCAGUGAUUAUCAUCACCGGCGCAGAGGAGUGGGCUUAUUUUGAAGCCCAGUUCCACCACCUUCCCGCGGUGCGAUGGGGGCAAGCACAGGGAGCAUCGACCUUUCCUUCGUCCGGCCAAAGAUGCCUCUCUUUGGGAAUACGUUCAGUCCAAAGAAGACUCCGCCGCGGAAGUCCGCUUCUCUUUCCAACCUGCAUAAUUUGGACCGGUCAACCCGGGAGGUGGAGCUGGGCCUUGACUACGGAACCCCCACUAUGAACCUGGCUGGACAAAACCUGAAGUUUGAAAACGGCCAUUGGAUAGCAGAGACAGGGAUUAGUGGAGGUGUGGACCAGCGGGAGGCUCUGCGCCUCCGGAAGCGGAACCAGCAGUUGGAAGAAGAGAACAGCUUAUUGCAGAUGAAAGUGGAGAUCCUGCUUGACAUGUUCUCUGAGACCACUGCUGAAUUCCAAAUAAUGAAGAAGGAAUUGAAUGAACUGAAGACUGUCUACCGGAGAAGGAAAUGAAGACCUCCAGAAACAUUCAUUAGGAGAAUAGGGAGAAACCUACUGACCAGAGAAGGGUUUUCUUAGCCAAACUAGUGGAUUAGGUCCUAAGAGAGAGUACCAUGAAAUGCGUACUAUGUAUAGGCACUGGCACCUUUGAUUUGCAAACGUUUGUUUCAGCUUCUGGGGUGAGAAAAUUCUCAGGACUUCAAACCAGGCCUGUGCUGCCAGAGUGCAGCUAUUGGUGCUUUGCAGAAGGCAAGUGAGGUGGGCCUGUUUGAAAACACCAACUUGUGUGCUAUGCAUGCCAAGCGUGUAACAAUUAGCCAAAAGACAUCCAGCUAGCACACUGCAUACGUGGAGAACGUGCUUUAAAAAUCCACUAUGAUGGGAAACAUUUCAUUUUUUAAAAAAUUCUCUUUCUCUUAUUUGUAGUUCUUAAUAUUAUCAUCCCCCCCACCACUGCCGCCCUUGGGGUCAAAAGGUACCUAAGUAUAUGAUUGCAAGUGGAAAAUAGGGAACAGAAAUCGGGUAUUGGUGGUUUUUCCAUUUUCAUUUGUGUGUGAAUUUCCAAAAUGUAAAUGUAUGGGCAUAAAGCAUUAAUGCAAGUCAAAAUGUUCCAGUGAACAAUUUCAGCAGUUCAACUUCAUGACAAUAUAAAUAAACCUGUUUUC